CAUCGUGCUACCGUAGCUCGAGUUUUAGUAGCACCACCUAAAUAUCACCGACGACACUGGCCGAACUCGAGCUGCAAAACGACAAAAUCAAUUGAAGGAAAAGAACCGAAUCAAUUAAACAAAUCUCUCUUAUUCGCCGACGCUCGUCGCCGCGCGUGAUAGUCUCGCCCAACAUGUGGAUCCGCCCAGCUAAGAUGCUGGCGACGGCAAUGCGCGCCGGCGCGCUCGCCUCGGGCAGCCGCGUGGUCCUCGGGGCCAACGUCGCCGCCAGCCGCCUCGUCCUCGCAGCCCGCCCCAUGGCGACGGCCGCGGCGAAGAAGUCCACCGCCAGCACGGGCGCAUCAGCAGCCAAAAAGGCAGCACCAAAGAAGAAGGCCACCACCGCGGCCAAGCCCAAAACGACAAAGGCCAAGGCGGUGAAGAAGAGCGUCGACAAGCCCCAGAAAUCGGAGGAGGCGAUAAAGGCCGAGAAGCUGGCUGCGAAGAAGAAGGAUCUGAUCGCGGAGAAGAAGAGACUGCUGGAAGUGGCCCUCUUACCCGAGCCGGCAACUGAGCCGAUCCGAGCGGCUCGGUUGUACAUCAAGGAGGCUUUCGCUGAGGCUAGGUCGAAUCUGGUAGUCUUGCCAAAACUCGCGCAAUGCGUUGCUGAGUUCAAAGAGCUUUCUCCAGCAGAGCUCCAGGAAUACGAAGAGAGAGCGGCCAAGAACGAGAUCGCCAACAAAGCUGCCUACCAGGCUUGGGUUGAAUCGCACACGCCCGCCCAGAUCAAUGAGGCUAACAAGGCCCGCACUCGCCUCUCUCGCGUGUUCAACGUAAAGCGUGUCGGGAAAUCAGUGGUUGCCAAGAAAAUCAAAGACGACCGUAUACCUUCCGCCCCUCUGUCGGCUUAUCUGAUAUUUGUGCAGAACAAAAUGAAACAAGCUGGAUUUUCAUCAGAAACGAACUCCGGCAAGCUAAAGGCCAGUCAUGUCAUGUCUGGGGUGGCUGCCGAAUGGAGGAGCUUAUCGGACACUGAACGCAAGGUCUACGAGGACCUCUCCAUCGCCGACAAGGCCAGGUAUGAGAAGGCCAUGCAGGAACUCAACAUGUCUUAAACUUGUUCACCUCGGCCCAUAUUCCAGAAGCCGGCCCAUGAAACAUAUUUCAGGGCCGCAGUCAGUCGGAACUUUCUGUCAGGCACUGAUGUUUUAUUUUUGUUCUUUUUCUUCUUUUUUCUUGUCCUUCUGUGUCAACCCCAAAGUUAGUAACCCAACCCAGUGGGUACUAAGGGAGCGCAAGCAAGAUUCCCCCUUUUCGUUGGUUGUGUUGUUACUGUAACUAUCGAGAGAUUUUCCAGGCCUACGGUUUCCUUGUACUUUGUCCGAUGUACAUUAAAGGCGGGAUAUAUUGCAAUUGUUGCGAGUAGUAUGACUACUUUUCUUAACGGCAUGUUUGUCUGGCAGCGUGCAUGUUGAGAGAUUUCUGUUAAGUGAAGAUCAUGAACAUGUACAGUCAUCAGAAGCGAAAUGAUCUGCUUUGUCAUGAGUAGGAAGAGCAUCUUCCUUCAGACCGUUUUUAAGAAAUAGAAAAGAAGGGUAUCUUUUAAAAGUCAUAGAAGGCCUUUUCUCCCCAACCCAUGGUUUCCAAGCAAAAGCUACCCCCGAUUUGCGCCUCUAUCCUGAAUAAAUAACAGUUUAAAGGAAAUUCAAAUAAAUGACAAAACCACGUAGCAUCCUGCAAAGGCAAAGAGUCCUAGUCCGGCUCAAAACCACACAAGCAAACCCAUCGUGACCACCCACACCUUCAUCUACCCUUGAUCGCCGGAACAAAAAGCAGGCCGCCCCUGCGCGCAGAGGUCCAAGUGCAGUCGAGGUCGUAUAUCCUCCGCUCGCUGGCCAUGUAGAGCAGCAGGUACAUGUGGCCUGCUAGGUGCCCGUAGCAGAACAACUUUAUCCUGUGCGUCGCCGCCGAGCCCCUCAUGAGCGAGACGCCCCAUCCUGCAUUGCCGGCGUGGACGUAUCUGGCCAGGUACUCCCACGCAGCCAGCCGGCGAUCCCCUAGUUCAUUACAGUCUAGAAUCCACCAGCCACGCUCGAAUGGGUCCGGCAUUUGCUCCUGCAUUAGCUGCAGCCGGGCAGAGUACCGCUUGGCCUUGCCCAGGUCACUUUGCAGCUUCCGCAGCUGUGGGGUAAGCAGGUCAUCUGGCGUAAUGUGACGGAUGGAGACGGGCGGCUCUGGUCCAAAAACUUCAAGUGCCUCGAGCAGAUGGGCGUGUGGCAGUUCUUCUAUAAACUUGUGACUUUCCAACUGCUGCCCAAAGUCGCUAACGCUUCUUCCCACGGCUUUGGGGGUCUGGCGUGGCGUUCCCUUUAAGCUUUUGUUAGGAGGCGGCUCUGAUUCGGCGCGGUCGGAGCAGGUGAUGACGGAACCGAAGCUGGCAUCCAAAUCCUUGGUGUACCG
Messenger RNA from Pyricularia grisea, 2439 nucleotides. RefSeq lists its product as uncharacterized. The transcript is spliced from 3 exons. The record is from RefSeq and is a predicted model, not a curated record. NCBI's taxonomy places the organism in Eukaryota, Fungi, Ascomycota, Sordariomycetes, Magnaporthales, Pyriculariaceae. The coding region runs from base 174 to 1094 and encodes 306 amino acids.